AUGUCGCAGGACAGGGCCCAGGCCCAGAAAGGUCCCACCGACACCCAUCAACCUCUUUCCCAGCCUGCUCAUAGCCUCACCUAUGACGAUGUCAUCCGUGAACUCGGUACUAGCUUUGAUAAUGGUCUGACGACAACAGAGGCCAAAGAACGUCUGGGGAAAUAUGGCGAGAACAAGCUGCAGGGAGAUGAAGGCGUCUCCCUGGCGAAGAUUGUCAUUCGACAGAUCGCCAAUGCUAUGAUGCUGGUUCUUAUCAUCGCCAUGGCUGUCAGUUUCGGCAUCAAGUCCUGGAUUGAAGGAGGAUUCAUCGCCGCGGUCAUUGGGUUGAACAUCGUUGUCGGUGUUUACCAGGACUACGCAGCGGAGAAGACUAUGGACUCUCUUCGUUCCCUUAGUUCACCUACUGGUGUCGUUACACGUGACGGCAAAACAUCUACCAUUCCAUCCAACGACAUUGUCCCCGGUGAUAUGGUCGAACUGAAAGUGGGAGACACCGUUCCUGCUGAUGUCCGACUAGUUGAAGCAUUCAAUUUCGAAACCGACGAAGCCCUUCUAACCGGCGAGUCUCUCCCGGUCCUCAAGGACGGUGACGCUACCUUUGAAGUCGAUACCGGGCCUGGUGACAGACUCAACAUCGCUUACAGCUCAUCAACGGUGACCCGAGGACGUGCACGUGGUGUCGUCAUCGCAACUGGAAUGAAAACUGAGAUCGGAGCUAUUGCCGAAGCCCUUCGUGGAGGCGAUUCGAAGCGUCGCCCGGUUAAACGUGGGCCGCAAGGCGAGACCAAGAAAAGAUGGUAUAUCCAGGCUUGGACAUUGACCACCACGGAUGCUAUCGGACGGUUCCUGGGUACCAACGUGGGUACACCUUUGCAGCAGAAAUUGUCGAAGUUGGCGCUCCUUCUGUUUGGCAUUGCGGUCAUCUUUGCGAUUGUCGUGGCCGGGUCGAACCAAUGGCGCGGUGUUAGCGAGGUCAUCAUUUAUGCAGUCGCCACGGGUCUAGCCAUGAUUCCAGCCUGUUUGGUGGUUGUGUUGACAAUUACCAUGGCCGUUGGAACGAAGCAGAUGGUGAAGCGCAACGUUAUUGUCCGCAAACUGGAUUCUCUGGAGGCCCUCGGUGCCGUGACCAACAUUUGCUCGGACAAGACUGGCACUCUGACCCAAGGCCGCAUGGUAGCAAAGAGGGCGUGGAUUCCGUCGCUUGGAACUUAUUCAGUUGGUGCUUCGAGCGAGCCUCUCAAUCCUAAUGAGGGCGAUUUAAGCUUGAUCCCUCAGGCGCCUCUCCACUUGAAGGAGGACACGACUGCCAACGCAUCGUCACCGGAUGACUUGCUGAAGGACAACACUGAGCUAAAGGACUUCCUCAAUGUCGCUUCCAUGGCUAAUCUGGCCCAUCUCCACCAAACCGAGAGCGAUGGGUGGCAAGCUCGUGGCGAACCCACCGACAUCGCCAUUCAGGUCUUCGCAUCUCGAUUCAACUGGGGGCUGGAUCGCUGGACCAAAGGCGAGAAGCCUAUCUGGCAUCAACGCGCCGAGUAUCCGUUUGACUCCAGUGUGAAGAAGAUGUCGGUUAUUUUCUCUAAGCGCGACGAGGAUUCGGGGGAGAAUUGCGAGAUGAUCUUCUCCAAGGGUGCUGUCGAGCGUGUUCUUGAGGCUUGCACCACCAUCAAAUGGAAGGCGGAUUCGGAGCCUGUGCCUAUUGACGAUGCUAUCAAGGAUGAGAUCUUGCAGAAUAUGGAAGCCUUGGCCUCCGAAGGUCUGCGUGUGCUUGCUCUGGCAGGCCGCGAGAACACUGCUGGCACUAAGGAAGGUGGCGAGCCUCUUCCCAGGGAGGAGGUUGAGAAGGACCUGUCUCUCUAUGGCUUGAUCGGCCUCUACGACCCUCCUCGCCCUGAAACCGCAGGAGCCAUUGCCCAAUGCUACAAGGCUGGUAUCUCCGUGCACAUGGUCACCGGUGACCAUGCCGGCACCGCGCGCGCAAUUGCCGCGCAAGUCGGAAUUAUCCCUUCGAACAUGGAUACGAUCGCCAAAGACGUUGCCGCUGCAAUGGUCAUGACCGCGACUGAAUUUGACAAACUGACCGAAGACGAGAUUGACGAUCUGCCUAUGCUCCCAUUGGUUAUUGCUCGCUGCGCGCCCAACACCAAGGUUCGCAUGAUCGAUGCACUCCACCGUCGCGGAUGCUUUGUCGCUAUGACUGGUGAUGGAGUCAACGACUCUCCGUCACUGAAGCGGGCUGAUGUCGGCAUUGCGAUGGGCCAGAAUGGCUCUGAUGUGGCCAAGGAUGCCUCCGAACUGGUUCUAUCGGAUGAUAACUUUGCUUCGAUCAUCAACGGUAUUGAAGAGGGUCGCCGCAUUUUCGACAAUAUCCAGAAGUUCGUUCUGCAUCUUCUUGCGGAAAACGUCGCCCUGGCUUUGACCUUGCUCAUUGGUUUGGCUUUCAAGGAUGAGAUCAACCAAUCUGUGUUCCCUAUUGCCCCUGUGGAAAUCAUCUGGAUUAUCAUGAUUACAUCUGGUCUCCCUGAUAUGGGUCUGGGAAUGGAAAUCGCUGCUCCAGAAGUCAUGGAUCGGCCACCUCAAAGUAAACAAGGUAUCUUCACCUGGGAAAUCAUCAUCGACACUCUCGUCUACGGAGUCUGGAUGGCGGCUCUCUGUCUAUCAGCCUUUGCCCUCGUUUUGUUCCGUUGGGGCAACGGGGAUCUCGGUACAGGUUGCAACACACAUUACAACGACCCGAGUAAACCCCACGACUGCGACACUGUGUUCCGGGCUCGCGCCACUACCUUCACCUGUAUGACCUGGUUUGCCCUGUUCCUCGCCUGGGAGAUGAUGCAUCUCCGCCGCAGCUUCUUCCAGAUGCAGCCCGAUUCAAAGAGACGCUAUACCCAGUGGAUGCAUGACAUCUGGCGCAAUAAGUUCCUCUUCUUCGGCAUCGUGGCUGGUUUCGUCCUUGCCUUCCCCAUCCUCUACAUCCCCGUCAUCAAUCACAGUGUCUUCAAGCACACCGGUAUCUCCUGGGAAUGGGGUAUUGUGUUCGUUGAGACUGUUCUUUUCUUCCUCGGCAUUGAGACUUGGAAGUGGUGCAAGCGGAUCUAUUUCCGUCGUCAGGACCGAAAGGCUGCUGCUCGGGGUGUGGAUCCCGCUGCCGAACGUCGCGGCCUGCCGGAUUUCAGCCGGUACACCACUAUGGACCGGUCUAGCACCGGGGCCAGUGAUCUGAAGGAUGAGCGAUCUAUGGUUUGA
Penicillium bovifimosum is the source of this 3243-nucleotide messenger RNA. Its product is annotated as cation-translocating P-type ATPase. Gene Ontology annotation, molecular function: P-type calcium transporter activity; ATP hydrolysis activity; ATP binding. The transcript is spliced from 4 exons. Lineage: Eukaryota; Fungi; Ascomycota; Eurotiomycetes; Eurotiales; Aspergillaceae. Bases 1 to 3243 code for a protein of 1080 amino acids. Gene Ontology annotation, biological process: calcium ion transmembrane transport; intracellular calcium ion homeostasis. Gene Ontology annotation, cellular component: plasma membrane. The record is from RefSeq and is a predicted model, not a curated record.